CUCCCUCCCUCCCUUUCUCCCUGUCUCUCUCUCUAUCUCUCGCUUUCUCUAGGGUAGCUGUCGUGUAAUGUUAGUGAAAUAGUCAUCAUUGCUUGAAGCGCAUAGUAAAGAAAGCAUGGCUGCCAGUCGGGUACUCGUAUACGGAGGAAAAGGUGCACUGGGUAGCAAAAUUGUUCAGCACUUCAAAUCUAAAGGAUGGUGGGUAGCCAGCAUCGAUAUCGUUGCCAGUGAGGAGGCAAACGCGAACGUGCUGGUGAAGUUGUCCGAGUCAUUUACUGAGCAAGGAGGACAGGUGACAGCAGAUGUGGCCCAGUUGCUAGGGGACCAGAAAGUGGAUGCCAUCUUGUGUGUGGCAGGCGGAUGGGCUGGAGGAAAUUGCAGCUCCAAAGACCUGUACAAAAACACAGACAUGAUGUGGAAGCAGAGUGUGUGGACCUCUACCAUAUCUAGCCAUCUGGCUGCUAUGCACCUGAAGCAGGGUGGACUACUGACUCUGGCUGGGGCUAAAGCAUCACUGGGUGGCACUAGUGGCAUGGUGGGCUAUGGCAUGGCCAAGUCAGCAGUCCACCAGCUCUGUCAGAGUUUAGCAGGAGAAAACAGUGGGAUGCCCCCUGGAGCUGUGGCAGUUGCCAUACUACCGGUAACCUUGGAUACUCCAAUGAACAGGAAGUUCAUGCCUGAUGCAGACUUUGGUUCCUGGACACCACUGGAGUACAUUGCAGAAACUUUCUUCAGUUGGGCCACCGGUGCGGAUCGUCCAGCAUCGGGCAGUCUGAUGCAGCUCACCACCACCGGAGGCAAGACACAGGCCCUACCCACACAAUAAGACACAUUUCCUACCCACAUAAUAAGACACAGGCCCUACCCACACAAUAACACACAUUUCCUACCCACAUAAUAAGACACAGGCCCUACCCACACAAUAAGACACAUUUCCUACCCACAUAAUAAGACACAGGCCCUACCCACACAAUAAGACACAGGCCCUACCCACAAAAUAAAGCACAUUUCCUACCCACACAAUAAGACACAGGCCCUACCCACACAAUAAGACACAGGCCCUACCCACACAAUAAGAAACAUUUCCUACCCACACAAUAAGACAUAGACCCUACCCACACUAUAAGACACAUUUCUACACAAAUAAUACGACACAAUACCUAGCCACACAAUAAGACACAGCCCUACCCACA
This is a messenger RNA of Salvelinus namaycush (lake trout), 1193 nucleotides long. RefSeq names its product dihydropteridine reductase-like. The coding region runs from base 116 to 826 and encodes 236 amino acids. The record is from RefSeq and is a predicted model, not a curated record. Gene Ontology annotation, cellular component: cytoplasm. Gene Ontology annotation, molecular function: 6,7-dihydropteridine reductase activity; NADPH binding; NADH binding. Gene Ontology annotation, biological process: L-phenylalanine catabolic process; tetrahydrobiopterin biosynthetic process. The transcript has 7 exons. NCBI's taxonomy places the organism in Eukaryota, Metazoa, Chordata, Actinopteri, Salmoniformes, Salmonidae.